UUGUUCUCCCACCUGCGCGGUGCAUGCCGGGAACUGCUGUGAAUGGUCCGGUGAAAAGCGCCGUGGAUCUUGGAUAAAAAUUUAACGAGGGAACAUGAACUAAGAAAUUCAAUAAGUGUGUUUAUUAAAGGAGGAAGUCCAAAUUAAGGAAAGUGAACAAUCGGUGUAAAGACGUGCCUGACCGGGUGCUAGCAAGAUGUACGCUGUUUACCGGCAAGUCCACUGUCCGACCGCGGUUGAGUUCGCCGUGUACUGCAAUUUCAUCUCCGGCGAAGAAAAAAACCUUGUUGUGGCCGGUACUUCACAGCUCUACGUCUACAGAAUCAUUCAUGAUGUGGAGAGCUCUGCAAAGAUGGAGAAGUCAUCAGAUGUCAAGAGUCGCAAGGAGAAGCUGGAGCAGGUGGCCUCCUUCUCCCUCUUCGGCAACGUCAUGUCCAUGGCCAGUGUUCAGCUCGUUGGGACCAACAGAGAUGCUCUUCUGUUGAGCUUCAAAGAUGCCAAGCUGUCAGUAGUCGAGUAUGAUCCAGGAACACACGACCUGAAAACUCUAUCCCUGCACUUUUUUGAGGAACCAGAGCUGAGGGAUGGCUUUGUGCAGAACGUGCACAUUCCCAUCGUCCGUGUGGAUCCAGAGAACCGCUGUGCUGUCAUGCUGGUCUACGGCACCCAGCUGGUGGUUCUGCCUUUCAGGAAAGAUACCUUGACAGACGAGCAGGAGGGUAUAGUUGGAGAAGGGCAAAAAUCGAGCUUUCUGCCCAGCUACAUUAUCGAUGUGCGCGAGCUGGACGAGAAGCUCCUCAACAUCAUUGACAUGAAGUUUCUUCAUGGAUACUAUGAGCCCACGCUGCUCAUUUUAUAUGAACCCAACCAGACCUGGCCGGGGCGCGUAGCCGUCCGCCAGGACACCUGCUGCAUUGUAGCCAUCUCCCUCAACAUAAUGCAGAAGGUGCAUCCGGUGAUCUGGUCCCUGUCCAAUCUGCCCUUCGAUUGCACGCAGGUCAUGGCGGUGCCCAAGCCCAUCGGUGGCGUCGUUGUGUUUGCUGUGAACUCCCUGCUGUACCUGAACCAGAGCGUUCCGCCCUACGGUGUAUCGCUCAACAGUCAGACCAACGGGACGACUGCAUUCCCCCUGCGUGUGCAGGAGGAAGUGAAGAUCACUCUGGACUGUUCCCAAGCAGCGUUCAUUGCCUCUGAUAAGAUGGUUAUUUCCUUGAAAGGGGGUGAAAUAUACGUACUCACGCUAAUCACAGACGGGAUGAGGAGCGUGCGAGCGUUUCAUUUCGACAAGGCUGCUGCCAGCGUGUUGACCACCUGUAUGAUGACGAUGGAGCCGGGCUACCUCUUCCUCGGGUCUCGUCUAGGAAACUCCCUGGUCCUGAAAUACACGGAAAAGCUGCAGGAGACGCCGAUGGAGGAGAGCAGGGAGAAGGAGAAGCAGGAAGAACCACCCAACAAAAAGAAGAGAGUGGAUUCUACGGCCAACUGGACAGGUGGGAAGGCCCCGCUUCUGGACGAAGUGGACGAGAUCGAGGUGUACGGCAGCGAGGCCCAAUCGGGCACCCAGCUGGCCACCUACACCUUUGAGGUGUGUGACAGCAUUUUGAAUAUCGGCCCUUGUGCCAGCGCCUCCAUGGGGGAACCAGCCUUCCUGUCGGAGGAGUUCCAGAGUAACCCGGAGCCGGACCUCGAGGUUGUAGUUUGCUCAGGUUAUGGAAAGAAUGGCGCUCUGUCUGUGCUGCAGAGGAGCAUCCGGCCACAAGUAGUCACCACCUUCGAGCUCCCAGGCUGCCAUGACAUGUGGACGGUCAUCUCCUCUGAGAAGAAGGAUGCAGAGGUACCACCUGAAGGGGAGGAUGAGCCCUCCACGGAGCCCCCACCUGAGCCCACUGACGACAACAGGAAGCAUGGCUUCCUCAUCCUCAGCAGAGAAGACUCCACCAUGAUCCUGCAGACAGGACAGGAGAUCAUGGAGCUUGACACCAGUGGGUUUGCAACUCAGGGCCCCACUGUGUUUGCUGGCAACAUCGGUGACAAUAAGUACAUCAUCCAGGUGUCACCUAUGGGCCUCCGGCUCCUGGAAGGAGUGACGCAGUUGCACUUCGUCCCCGUGGAUCUGGGCUCGCCCAUCGUGCAGUGUGCGGUCGCCGACCCCUACGUGGUCAUCAUGACGGCCGAGGGGGUAGUGACCAUGUUCGUGCUCAAGAGCGACUCCUACAUGGGCAAGACACACCGGCUGGCUCUGCAGAAGCCACAGCUGCACACCCAAUCGCGGGUGAUAACACUCUGCGCGUACCGGGACAUCAGCGGGAUAUUCACCACCGAGAGCAAGGUGUGCAACCUGACCAGGGAGGAGACGGCCUCCAGGAGCCAGUCUGAGACACAGACCAUCAUACACGACAUCAGUAACACGGUGGAUGAUGAGGAGGAGAUGCUGUACGGAGACUCCAGCCCCCUGUUCAGCCCGACUCAGGAGGAGCCUACCGGCAACACGGGCACGACCUGUCCCGGGCUGGAAGGAGCGGCCCACAAGGCCGAGCCCACCCACUGGUGCAUGGUGGUGCGGGAAAACGGCGUUAUGGAGAUUUACCAGCUCCCGGAAUGGCGCCUCAUCUUCCUGGUGAAGAACUUCCCAGUCGGCCAGCGUGUGCUGGUGGACAGUUCCUCUGGGCAGUCUGCUGCACAGGGGGAGGGCAAAAAAGAGGAAGUGACACGGCAAGGAGAGAUCCCAUUGGUCAAAGAGGUGGCCUUGGUGGGAUUGGGCCACAGCCAUUCUCGACCUUACCUCUUGGUCCACGUCGACCAGGAGCUCUUAAUCUACGAAGCUUUUCCAUAUGACCAACAGCAGUCACAGAACAACUUAAAAGUGCGGUUUAAAAAGAUGCCCCAUAACAUCAACUUCCGUGAGAAGAAAAUGAAGCUGUCGAAGAAGGACAAAAAGACUGAGGGCUGCCCUGGGGAGGAGGGCUUGGGGCCCAGAGGCCGGGUGACCCGCUUCCGGUAUUUUGAAGACAUAUCUGGUUACUCGGGGGUGUUCAUCUGUGGACCUUCUCCUCACUGGAUGAUGGUGACCUCCCGUGGAGCGAUGAGGCUUCACCCCAUGACCAUCGAUGGCCCCAUUGAAUCCUUCUCCCCCUUUCACAACAUCAACUGUCCCAAAGGAUUUCUCUAUUUCAACAAGCAGGGUGAGCUCAGGAUCAGUGUGUUGCCGACGUAUCUAUCGUACGACGCCCCAUGGCCCGUCAGAAAAAUCCCCCUCAGAUGCGCCGCCCACUAUGUGACGUACCACGUGGAAUCCAAGGUGUAUGCGGUAUGUCUGAGCGUGAAAGAACCUUGCACACGUAUUCCCAGAAUGACCGGGGAGGAGAAGGAGUAUGAGGCCAUAGAGAGAGACGAGCGGUACAUCAACCCUCAACAGGAGAAGUUCUCGAUCCAGCUGAUUUCUCCUGUCAGCUGGGAGGCGAUUCCCAAUACACGAAUCGAUCUGGAGGAGUGGGAGCACGUGACCUGCAUGAAGACGGUGGCACUGAAGAGCCAGGAGACGGUGUCAGGCCUCAAGGGAUACAUAGCUGCCGGGACCUGUCUGAUGCAGGGAGAGGAGGUCACAUGUCGAGGCAGGAUCCUGAUCUUGGAUGUAAUUGAAGUGGUACCUGAGCCAGGACAACCUCUCACCAAGAACAAAUUCAAGAUCCUCUACGAGAAGGAGCAGAAGGGCCCUGUCACUGCCUUGUGUCACUGCAGUGGCUACCUCGUCUCAGCUAUUGGCCAGAAGAUAUUCCUGUGGAGCCUGAAGGACAAUGACCUGACCGGCAUGGCCUUCAUCGACACCCAGCUCUACAUCCACCAGAUGUACAGCAUCAAGAACUUUAUCCUGGCGGCUGAUGUCAUGAAGAGCAUCUCGUUGCUCCGCUAUCAGGAGGAGAGCAAGACACUGUCGCUCGUCAGCAGGGACGCCAAACCGCUGGAGGUAUACAGCAUCGAAUUCAUGGUGGACAACAACCAACUUGGAUUUUUGGUGUCAGACCGAGAUAAGAAUUUGCUGGUGUACAUGUAUCUACCAGAAGCCAAAGAGAGUUUUGGCGGGAUGCGGCUGCUGCGUCGUGCCGACUUCAACGUAGGCGCCCACGUCAACACCUUCUGGAGGAUGCCGUGCCGGGGGGCCAUGGAGGCCGGCAGCAAGAAGACUCUCACGUGGGACAACAAGCACAUCACCUGGUUUGCAACACUGGAUGGAGGCAUUGGGCUCCUUUUGCCCAUGCAGGAGAAGACGUACCGUCGACUGCUCAUGCUUCAGAACGCACUAACCACCAUGCUGCCUCACCACGCGGGACUCAACCCAAAAGCAUUCAGGAUGCUUCACACGGACCGGCGUACUUUGCAGAACCCAGUGCGUAACAUCUUGGAUGGGGAGCUCCUCACCAAGUACCUGUAUCUCAGCACCAUGGAGCGCAGUGAGCUGGCCAAGAAGAUCGGGACCACCUCAGAUAUUAUUUUGGACGACCUUCUGGAAAUUGACAGAGUGACAGCUCACUUUUAAAAUGAGUUUCUCAUCAAAAUGAUCCUUACUGGUUUUGAUUGUUUUACAAGGGGUCAAAACAGUUUUCUUAAACUGUUCCCAUUUUCAGUGUUUUUGUAGUAUGUAUUUGAGGAAGACGGAUGUAUCAUUUUUUCAUAAAGAACCAUAUUUUGUAAGCAAAAGAAAAAAAAAUAAAAAAACAAACCAGAGUUGUC
Brienomyrus brachyistius is the source of this 4728-nucleotide messenger RNA. RefSeq names its product cleavage and polyadenylation specific factor 1 (gene cpsf1). NCBI's taxonomy places the organism in Eukaryota, Metazoa, Chordata, Actinopteri, Osteoglossiformes, Mormyridae. Gene Ontology annotation, cellular component: mRNA cleavage and polyadenylation specificity factor complex; nucleus. The transcript is spliced from 38 exons. The record is from RefSeq and is a predicted model, not a curated record. Bases 197 to 4534 code for a protein of 1445 amino acids. Gene Ontology annotation, molecular function: protein binding; nucleic acid binding.